GUAUGAUAUUAUUUCUCACCCAUUUACAUACAUCACCAUCAUACAUACAUGCCAUCCUCCACAAGACUCACACUCCACAGCAUGGGCUUUUCACGGUGGCUCAACCGCAGUGUGGGCUUCUUCGUCUUCUUCAUCCUCGACAUUGUCGAUUUUUUGCUUUGCUUCACAUACAGGACGCUUGAUUUCUUCUUCGAGUCGGAGUGGAAACCCUGCUACUGUUGUCCGCCGCCCGAGGCCAAACAAGCGGCGGCCGGAGGGAACAGAGGCCGGAAAAUGAUAGUCUCGGAAAGAUCAGGAGAGUACUCAAAGGUGGUCUCGCUUACAAGAACAAAGAUCCAUUUGGAUGAGAUCUCCGACACACUCUACUCACGUCCUUCACUUCUUGCCAAGCUGGUGAAGUGCUUCAAAAAGAAUGCAGUGGAAUGCAGUGACGAGAGAUCAACGUCGACUAAGAAGAAGACACUACUAACCGUAAAUUCCACGGUGGUCGAGAAGUUGCAAAGAACACCAAGAUGGUCUGAUUGCCAUUGCACAUUCUGCACUUCUUGGCUUUCCUCUUCCAACUCUUCUCUUUUUGUCAACGUCCAACAACCCAAAGACAACAAGGCACAAGAGAACGUAGUGUUCAUACAUGGGUUCUUAUCAUCAUCCACGUUUUGGACGGAGACUCUUUUCCCAAACUUCUCAGACUCAGCCAAAUCGAAUUACAGGUUUUUAGCAGUGGAUUUGUUGGGGUACGGGAAAAGUCCAAAGCCAAAUGAUUCACUGUAUACAUUGAAAGAGCAUUUAGAGAUGAUAGAGAGAUCAGUGAUCUCUCAGUUCAGACUCAAGACAUUCCACGUAGUCGCUCACUCCUUGGGGUGCAUUUUGGCUCUUGCGCUCGCGGCGAAACACCCAGGAGCCAUCAAGUCAAUCACUUUAUUGGCUCCUCCAUAUUAUUCUGUGCCAAAGGGAGUGCAAGCGACACAGUAUGUGAUGAGAAAAAUGGCACCCAAGGAAGUGUGGCCUCCCAUGGCCUUUGCAGCCUCAGUGGCUAGCUGGUACGAGCACCUUAGCCGCACCGUCAGUCUAGUCCUUUGCAAGAACCACCAUUUGUUGGAAUUUCUCACCAAGCUUCUCACCAGAAACAGGAUGCGGACGUACUUAAUAGAAGGGUUCUUGUGUCACACACACAAUGCAUCAUGGCACACACUACACAACAUUAUCUUCGGAUCGGGGAGCAAGAUAGAAGCUUAUCUUGACCAUGUCCGUGACAACGUGAACUGUGACGUCUCCGUCUUCCACGGCGGCCGUGAUGAGCUGAUCCCGGUGGAGUGCAGCUACGGCGUCAAGAGAAGAGUUCCACGCGCCAGAAUCCACAUAGUCCCUGAUAAAGACCACAUCACCAUUGUGGUUGGGAGGCAGAAGGAGUUCGCUGGUGAGCUUGAGCUCAUUUGGCGCAGAUCCUGUACUACUUAAAUUCAUUUAAAUUAGUUAACCCAUCCUCGUUUAUAUAAUUAUAAAAAUACCAAACCCCAGUUCACCACUAUCAUUCAAAUCAUUAUUUUAUACCCAUUUACUUUUGCAUAUUUCAUUUACUGCAUCAUGUUAAGAACACAAAUAUAACUUUGCCUCUUGAUACUUUUUCAUUAUUAA
Brassica oleracea var. oleracea is the source of this 1635-nucleotide messenger RNA. RefSeq lists its product as uncharacterized. Lineage: Eukaryota; Viridiplantae; Streptophyta; Magnoliopsida; Brassicales; Brassicaceae. The transcript has 4 exons. The record is from RefSeq and is a predicted model, not a curated record. Bases 49 to 1458 code for a protein of 469 amino acids.